Xylaria bambusicola is the source of this 2813-nucleotide messenger RNA. RefSeq names its product polyadenylate binding protein. Lineage: Eukaryota; Fungi; Ascomycota; Sordariomycetes; Xylariales; Xylariaceae. Gene Ontology annotation, molecular function: RNA binding. The coding region runs from base 179 to 2500 and encodes 773 amino acids. Gene Ontology annotation, cellular component: ribonucleoprotein complex. The transcript is spliced from 3 exons. The record is from RefSeq and is a predicted model, not a curated record.
CGGGCUCGAAGUGAGUUGCUGCGUUUACUCGCUUCUUAUAUAUUCUUCUUUUUGUGGUAGUCGUCGGCAGGCCAGUCUUUGUCUACGACUCACCCUCGCCGCCUGAUCCUCCUGUUGAUUCAGAGGCCCCUUUUACGACUUGUUGAGCUGCUCUGUCAAUUUAUAAACUAUUACCAACAUGUCUGCUACCACUGCUACCGGCGCUGUUGAUCAGCUCGCCGCCGAGCUUGGCAACACUUCUCUUAAUGGCGGCGAUACGCGCCCCGCUACCAUUGACACCAACGUCGCUCCUAACGCGAACGCCGACGAGCCUGACACCGCUGGCCCGACUCCCAGCUCGGCUCAGACUCCUCACCCCGCCGCUUCUGCCUCUCUCUACGUUGGCGAGCUUGAUCCCACGGUUACCGAGGCCAUGCUGUUCGAACUCUUCUCCCAGAUAGGCUCUGUGGCUUCGAUCCGCGUUUGUCGUGACGCCGUUACCCGCCGCUCACUUGGAUAUGCUUACGUCAACUACAAUACCACCACCGAUGGUGAGCGUGCUCUUGACGAGCUCAACUACACUCAGAUUAAAGGCCGCCCUUGCCGCAUUAUGUGGUCUCAACGUGACCCCAAUUUGCGCAAAAGCGGCCAGGGCAACAUUUUCAUCAAGAACCUGGAUGCCGCUAUUGAUAACAAGGCUCUUCACGAUACCUUUGCUGCUUUCGGUAACAUCUUAAGCUGCAAGGUCGCUCAGGAUGAGAACGGCAACUCCAAGGGCUACGGAUUUGUUCACUACGAGACUGAUGAGUCUGCCGCUGCUGCUAUCAAACAUGUUAAUGGAAUGUUGCUUAACGAGAAGAAGGUCUAUGUGGGACACCACAUCCCUAAAAAGGACCGACAGAGCAAGUUUGAGGAAAUGAAGGCCAAUUUUACCAACGUUUACGUUAAGAACAUCAGCACUGAUGCCAGUGAUGAUGAGUUCCGUGAACUAUUCGAGAGAUACGGUGACGUUACCUCGUCUUCUCUUGCUCGUGACAAUGAAGGCAAGUCUCGUGGUUUUGGCUUUGUUAACUUCACUACACAUGAGAGCGCUGCCAAGGCGGUCGAGGAGCUGAACGGCAAGGACUUCCAAGGUCAAGACCUCUACGUCGGCCGUGCUCAAAAGAAGCACGAGCGUGAGGAGGAGUUGCGCAAGUCAUACGAGGCCGCACGCCAGGAAAAGGCCAACAAAUACCAGGGUGUGAACCUGUACAUCAAGAAUCUAGAUGACGAGGUUGAUGACGACAAGCUACGCCAGAUGUUCUCUGAGUAUGGUCCUAUCACUUCAGCCAAGGUUAUGCGCGAUACGCUUUCUGAAAACGAAGAUGAAAUCCCGACCAAGGACAAGGAGAACCAAAAGGAGUCGGGCGAUGAGAGCAAAGAAGAGGGCGAGAAGAAAGAGAAGAAAUCGGAGAAGAAAUUAGGAAAAAGCAAGGGCUUUGGUUUCGUAUGCUUUUCCAACCCAGACGAUGCUACCAAGGCUGUUGCCGAGAUGAACCAGCGUAUGUUCAACAACAAGCCUCUUUACGUCGCUUUGGCUCAGCGCAAGGAUGUUCGGAAAAGCCAGCUUGAAGCUAGUAUCCAGGCUCGCAACCAGCUCCGAAUGCAACAGGCCGCAGCGGCAGCCGGCAUGCCUCAGCCCUUCAUGCAACCCCCAGUCUUCUACCCACCUGGCCAGCAGCCUGGCUUCCCUCCUCAAGGUGGCCGCGGAAUGCCAUUCCCUGGAGGCAUGGGCAUGCCAGGUGUUCAAGGCGGACGACCUGGUCAAUUCAACCCCAACUACGGAUCUCCCCAAGGUGGUCGUAAUGGAGCCAUGCCGCAGCAAAUGCCUCCCAACAUGUAUAUCCCUGGCCAGUUCCCUCCUGGUGCCCCAUAUGGUCAGCCUGGUAACCCACAAUUCAUGGCUGCCAUGGCACAGGCACAACAGGCAGCUCUAGGUGGUGGCCGAGGUGUCCCAGGUUCUCGAGGGCCUAUGCAAAACAUGCCUGGAAAUAUGGGCAUGCAGGGCCCUGGUGCUAUGCCUGGAUACCCACCCAACCCACGGCAAGGUGGUCCGGCUGGUCGUGGUGGAGGCAACAACCGCAAUGGUCAGCAGGGUGGCCAGUUUCCUCAAGGCGGGCGCGGUGCGCCUGGCCAGGUAGCUGCUAAUGCGCCUGCCCCCUCUAAUCAGGAGUUAACUCAGGGCUCGAUUCUCCAAACACAACUCCAGCAACACGCUAGCAACCCGGCUCAGCAGAAGCAAAUUGUAGGCGAGGCCAUUUUCCCGAAAAUUGCUUCAAUCCAACCCGAACUCGCUGGCAAGAUCACCGGUAUGCUUCUAGAGAUGGAUAACGCCGAGCUUGUUCAACUUGUGGACGAUGAUGCACAACUCCGUGCCAAGGUUGACGAGGCUAUGGCGGUCUAUGAUGACUAUAUUAAGACAAACAAGGGCUCUGGAGCCGAGGGCGCUAAUGGUGAAGAGAAGGCUGAGGAGAAGGCUUAGGUCGAGAGCCAUUUGGUUUCUUUGGCCAUCGAUAUGAUGCUUCAUUUUUUUCAAGCAUAAUUGAUUUCUGCCAACAGGUUUCGGAAAAGUUCAUGAUGGCACCGACUCCAAUGGGCGGUUUGCAACAUCGAUCUCGUGCAUUUUUUCUCUCUUAUUUCUUUUUUUCAGUGGCGGAUGUUUAGUCAUCAUUGAGCCCCUAUGCAAUGUUGGCCAGGAUCUUGCCAGCGCACUUGAGGGAACCUCGCGUAUGACUUUUCAUGUAUUGAUAAGCCCUAUGUUCUCACUGCUGGAGGGAGUAUUGGCUGGAUGUUCG